AUGCUGCUUAGACCAGGCACGGCGACGCCCGCAGCGCCAGCACUGCCCGCGACGGGUGACCACGUGCCAACGGCCAACGCGCGGCAGGCACUGUUUGGGGUCGCAAAGGAGCAGGUGGAGGAGGUGCCGGCGCGGGUGGUGGGCGCCAUCCCAAAGUGGUUGAGUGGAUCCCUGGUCGUCAACGGCGGUGGUGACUACUCUCAGAUGACUCAUUUGUUUGAUGGUUACGCGCAGCUGGUCAAGGCACGGUUCAAGGACGGCCAGGCGUGGGGGGCGCAGCGGUACAUCGACACUGAGGCCUACAGGGCGUUCAAGAGGGAGGGCAAGGUGGUGUACCGCGAAUUCGCGACGCCACCCGCCACCUCCAGCUCCCUGGAGGCACUCCUGAGCGGCCUGAGGGACGUCGUGGCGGUCGUGACCGGCGCCACCAACACGACUGACAACGCCAGCGUCAGCCUCCACUCUGUCGGGCCCAAGGGGGGCCGCGGGCGGCGGCAGCUGCUGGCUGUGUCUGAGACGCCCAAGGCGUCCUACCUGAUUGAUCCCGACACCCUCGCCACAAUCGGCCGGGGCGGCGCGCCCGCCGUUGAUUUGCAGCCCGCCGGCCGAAGCCACCCCAAGCCCCCGGGUCCGCCGCGCUCGCGCAACCUGCCGCUGCUGCCGCAGGCGUCUUUCCCGGACAAGGACCCCGAGACCUUGAAGCGGACAGAGGUCGCGUUCGUCGCCGACCGCCGCCCCCUGACGCCCGCCUGGCUGCACGACUUCCCGUCGACUGACGACUACGCCGUCAUCAUCGAGCACCCGCUGUACAUAAACCUGGGCUCCCUGCUUUUCGGGAACCCCCGCCCCUACGUAUUCAUGGACUGGCAGCCAGAGGACGGCACCCGCAUUACGGUCGUGCGCCUGGACGGCAGCGAGCCGCAGCGCGUGUUCGAUGCGCCGCCCUUUUUUGUGUUCCACUACGGCCAGUGCUACGAGGCCACCGCCGCCGACGGCUCGCGGCAGCUGGUUGUGGACAUGGCGGCCUACGACGACCCCACCAUCCUCAACGACCUCGGCCUGCAGCCACUAAAGGAGCCCCAGCGCCAGGUGUCUCAGAGCUACUACAAGCGCCUGACCAUCCCCCUCAGCGGCCCAGCCACCUCCUUGCCCGCGCCCACCCCGCUGGCGGCAGACCCCUCGGCCAACGAUUUUUGCGAGUUCCCGGCCAUCAACCCCGCCUUCAGGGGCCGCCCCUACCGCUACGCCUAUACGCUGUCGGCCGUGCGCCCCACCAACAUGGGCAACGCGCUGAGCCGGAUCGACGUGGCGACCGGGGAGACGCUGACGUGGCACCAGCCGGGCGCGGCGAUUGGCGAGCCGCUGUUCGUCGCAGCGCCGGAAGCGGCCGCAGAGGACGACGGGGUCGUGCUCGCGCCUGGCGCGGCGCCAAAUGGCGGCGGCUUUGUGGUAGUGUUGGAUGCGAAAACCAUGGCGGAGCUGGGGCGCGUCGAACUGCCGUUUGAGGCGCCUUACCGCUUCCACGGCAUCUGGCUGGACGGCCGGGAGUAG
Messenger RNA from Monoraphidium neglectum, 1551 nucleotides. Its product is annotated as Carotenoid cleavage dioxygenase 8. Gene Ontology annotation, cellular component: chloroplast. The record is from RefSeq and is a predicted model, not a curated record. Gene Ontology annotation, molecular function: carotenoid dioxygenase activity. NCBI's taxonomy places the organism in Eukaryota, Viridiplantae, Chlorophyta, Chlorophyceae, Sphaeropleales, Selenastraceae. Gene Ontology annotation, biological process: carotene catabolic process. The coding region runs from base 1 to 1551 and encodes 516 amino acids. The transcript has 15 exons.